GUCCCCGGCGAUCUGCGUGCCGUCGUGGCAGCCGUGUUUCAAUCGGCGCUGGCGUGCUAGUUCCCGCCGUUGGACGCACCAAAGGAGAGAAACCAAGCAACAGCUCGCCUCGUUCCAAUCUUCGUCUGCUGCGCUAUCAGCAAGGUACACGCCGGGCCCAUUGUUGGCGUCGUGCUCUCUGGCUUCCUCCGCACCGUGGACGCACCCUGGUCCUCCCAUCUGCGCGAGCUUCCAACCUCAUACCAUCUUCCCGUCCGCUUUCGACGCUCUUUUCCCGCCUCCGCACAACUCUGGGCACGGAAACGAAGAGAGAAGAAGGACAUCCAGCAUUAGAUCCACGUAUUUCUCAUCUCCAUCAGGCAGUAUCUUUACAACGUCAGCUCAAUUGCCGUCUUGCUGCUGUUGUUGCUGCUCACGAAGCGGGCGGCCUAGACCAUGAAGGCUACGCCGCUGCUGGUGCAGUGGCACAACGACGGCACGCCCAUCUUCUCUGCUCACUUUGAGCCCCAUGGAAAGGGCAGACUGGCCACUGCGGGAGGCGACAACAAUGUUCGCCUGUGGAAGAUCGAGUCGAAAGGCGAAGAGCGGAGCGUUACAUACCUAUCUACGCUAAGCAGACAUUCGGCCACCGUCAAUGUCGUGCGGUGGGCCCCCAAGGGCGAGACGCUCGCCAGCGCUGGUGACGACGGAAACAUUCUGAUAUGGGUGCCUUCAGAGCAUCAAGAACACGGUGCCCUGGGAGAUGACAACCUGGGGGACAAAGAGACGUGGCGAGUAAAGCAUAUGUGCCGCUCAAUGGGCUCUGAGAUCUACGACCUGGCCUGGUCCCCGGAUGGUGCCUUCAUCUUAUCCGGCAGUAUGGACAACAUUGCUCGCAUAUAUAACACCUCGACGGGGGCCUGCGUACGCCAGAUUGCGGAGCACUCUCAUUUUGUACAGGGUGUUGCCUGGGAUCCGCUCAACGAGUAUCUAGCUACUCAAUCCUCCGAUCGUUCUGUACACAUAUACACGUUAAAGACCAAGGAGGGUCAAUUUGCACUACAUAAUAAGGUCUCACGUAUGGACUUACCCGGCCGCCGCAUCUCAUCUAGCUCGCCAGCGCCGCCAGAUUUGCCGGGCCGUGCCUCAUUUGUGUCGGAUGCCGUCUCUCAUGGCGCUGGAUCACCCAUUCCGUCUGUCCCGGGGACACCACAGAGUUUGGCAUUGCCAAUGAACCCACCGGCACCAACUUCUCACUCCAGACGCUCUUCGUUUGGCUCAUCGCCAUCGAUUAGGCGAUCCGUCUCCCCGGCUCCUUCGCUUCCACUCCCAGCCGUCAUGCCUUCAGCGAACUCGCCAAGUCUGCAGGCUUCGGGGCUUGGUCUGCGAUCUGAGGCUCUUCGAACGGAAGGAUUGCGGAAUGAGAGGAUUUACGCUGGUGAAGAGACCUUUUCUUCCUUUUUCAGACGACUCACGUUUGCACCGGAUGGCAGCUUACUUUUCACGCCUGCGGGCCAGUACCGCGUGAUACACCCCCCAGGUACUGCGAAGCAACCAGAGGAGAUCAUCAACACCGUCUAUAUUUACACACGUGCUGGCCUUAAUAAACCUCCGGUGGCGUAUCUUCCAGGACACAAGAAACCUUCCGUCGCAGUCAAAUGUUCUCCCGUAUUCUACACGCUAAGGCAAGCUCCUCCUGCGCCUCCCCGCCAGAUCACUAUCGACACUGCCUCUAGCGACGACAUACCUCCACUGCCAGAACCCGUAAUGUCGUCCAAGACUCCGACACAGUCCACCAUGGAUCCCCCUCCUGUGACUAGUGCACCUUCUCCCUCCCCUAGCAUGGCUGCUGCUUCGCCCAAACCGUCUGAAAGCGACUCGGCCCCUCCAUCCUCAACAUCUGGUGGUCCGUCGUUGGCUUUUGGUCUACCGUACAGAAUUGUUUACGCGGUGGCCACGUCAGAUGCUGUGCACGUUUAUGAUACACAGCAGUCUAAGCCACUAGUGAUUGUAAGCAAUCUUCACUUCGCUACGUUCACGGAUCUGGCCUGGUCCAACGACGGCCUGACCCUGCUUAUGACUUCGUCUGAUGGCUUCUGCUCCUCGCUAUCUUUCUCUCCCGGAGAGUUAGGCCAGGUCUAUCAUGGACCAAUCGCGACAAAAAGCCAGGCACAGCCGUCAAAUAUCAACACCACGGUUUCUUCUGCUCAGUCGACGCCGAACGCUACCCCCGUCAACACAUCUGCUCCUCCCAUGUCGAAGAAAUCGUCCGAUGCCGGCUUUCCCGCAUCUCCGUCGACAUUUGCCCCAGCAAGACCGGCUAGUCCCGCACGGUCCAUGUCCGUCUCCUCCGUGGCUUCGUCCUUCGUACAGCCUUCUGCCUCAGGUGAGGCCAAUGUACUUAUGCAUGCCACGCCCUCUAUGAGCAGCGUUGGCGGUGUCGCAGCUGCACAUUCGGCACCCGUUCCCGGCGCUGUUCCUCUAUGGACGCCCCCUGAGACGCCGAUGGGUGCCGAAGCUGGCGGAGCUUCACGACCAGCCGCUACAGGGCACCGAACGCAUAGUGCAAGUAGCUCUGUCAGCGGGGCAACGACAGUUCACGCGAGGCGAGAGAGCGAGAAUGAACCGCAUCCCAGCAUCGAGGGGGUUGUCGCUGUAGAGCCGCCUCGGAAGAGAGAAGCUCCAGAGGAGGGUGAGGCCAAGGGAACAAAGAAGAGAAGGAUUGCACCCACAAAGGUAGAUUCAUAGUAAGACUGUGCGUUCAUCUUCACAACAGUGUACAGCGCAGAAUUUACAUCUCAUGAGAAGUAGCUGGGUGGAUUUCUCUGCGAGCAGGGCAACAAUGUUUCCUUUGUCAAUUGAUAUACCAAGGCGAGGCAAGCAUACGGCACGGCGUUGGAUUUGCAUGUAAGCUCGGAGUCAUGUUUGGUUCUUGUUUUUGCUUUCGUUUGUUUCACGGUGAUCUUUGAAAUGCUUUUGCCCGUUUGAACUGCGCCUCACAGGCGUCACUAACGCAGAUUGCUGUGAGAUGCCGUACUCACACGUUCUAGGAACGGCUGCGUCACUCUUUUCCUUAGAAUCCUUUCCUUUUGCAUCUUCUCCAACCCGACGUCCCUCGCUAUUGCAGGACGAAACUGUCAGAAUCUGGAAUUGCCGACGAAAAACAAGGGGAUAGUGUAAUCUAGUUUAGAGAGAUCGAUCGUACCAGUGUGGAUCACGAGAAUGCUAAAAAGAUGCAAUAGGAAUAUCAUAAAUUCUG
Verruconis gallopava is the source of this 3238-nucleotide messenger RNA. RefSeq lists its product as uncharacterized. The record is from RefSeq and is a predicted model, not a curated record. Bases 436 to 2727 code for a protein of 763 amino acids. The transcript is spliced from 3 exons. Gene Ontology annotation, cellular component: CAF-1 complex; nucleus. Gene Ontology annotation, biological process: DNA replication-dependent chromatin assembly; nucleosome assembly. Gene Ontology annotation, molecular function: protein binding. NCBI's taxonomy places the organism in Eukaryota, Fungi, Ascomycota, Dothideomycetes, Venturiales, Sympoventuriaceae.